CUCUCCAGCGGAUCGAUUAGCUAAUCUAGCAUGGACACAAAGGCGUGCAUCUCGCUUGUAAUCCUCGCGCUCCUGCUCGCCGGCCCGGACACGAGAGCUGCGGCGCUCGCCCGCAUCGACGCGGCGGCGGCAGUGAUGCCAACGUCGUCGGCGACGUGGAUGAAGCUUGAGGACGGCGUGGCGCCGGAGCUCUUGGGUUCGACGGCGGUGGACCUGGAGGGGCACCGCCGCGUCCUUGCCAGCACAAGCAUCACUGCGAGUUCCCUGAACCCCAACAAGGCAGCCUGCACCAGGACGUGCCCGGCGCGAGGACGGCCGUACACCGGCCGGGCAUGCCUCAGAAGGUACCAGUGCCGUCAGGGACAGUGAUCGGAACAGCACUCCUGCUGUCGCUCCAACCUCCUUCCUGCGUCUGUCCAUGGGUGCACUCCCGCUCGAUCGGUGUUUUGCUGUAUAUUUCCAUUUCCGUUUUGCCCGUGUCUCGUCUGCGAUCGACAUGUAUUAUGAAAUAUAACUUUGCACGCUG
Molecule: messenger RNA, 526 nt
Organism: Triticum dicoccoides
Lineage: Eukaryota; Viridiplantae; Streptophyta; Magnoliopsida; Poales; Poaceae
Exons: 1
Coding region: 31-369 (112 amino acids)
Source: RefSeq, a predicted model, not a curated record